AAAAAGUGCAUAGAAUAUGAACUUCAUUUAUAAUUCAUUAGGAUAUGUGCUCGGUUAUCUGGGUUUAAAGAAAAAUGAUGAAUAAAUGCUAUUUUUAAGCGCCAGAUGAAUCUGACAAUACUUAUUAUUCUGAAUUCUCACAGGAAGCGAAUUUAACAACUGAAAGUAAAGGAAAAUGCAAUUUCAGGUGUGACUAUCCAACUGUUUGACACCUUUAACGUAUUUCUUAAUAUUUUUAAUAUCCGUUCCAUCUUCUGGAGGUGUGAAAUGGGCCGAAGCCAACAUGACCACGACGAGAGAGGUGACUCCAUUAUCCUGGUCUUAUUCUACAUACUCUCCCCAUACUAGAAUCCCAACGUGUGCGGCAUCUACACCUAAGAAGAACUGUUAUUUGACCAAAGGGAAAUUAUUUGCAGCUUUUUUUAUAUUGUUUUUUACGUCGUUUUUGAUCGCGUUAAGGAUCGUUUAUGCAGGAUAUUUCCCUAACGCGCCAAUAAUAUGUGUCACCUCUUAUAACCAGGCUUCAGACAUACCUUCAGAUUCGAGAGAUCACGUCAGAUUUCCUAGAACCAAAAGAAGAUUGCCACAAUGCAUCAUCAUAGGCGUGAGAAAAGGUGGCACGCGAGCCUUGUUAGAGUUUCUGAAUAUACACCCGGCUAUACAGAAAGCCACAGAUGAAGUCCAUUUUUUCGACGACGAUUCCAAAUAUCAAUUGGGUCUGGAAUGGUAUAGAAGAAAAAUGCCUUAUUCAUUCCCGGAUCAAAUAACUCUAGAAAAGAGUCCCGCUUAUUUUAUCACGGAGAGUGUACCAUGGCGCAUACAUUCCAUGAAUGAAACCAUUAAACUACUGUUGAUAGUUCGAGAUCCGGUUACAAGACUAAUUUCGGAUUAUGCUCAAUUAGCGGCCAAUAAGGCGAGAAGAGAUAGAAGCAUCGCAUCUUUUGAAGAUUUGGUUAUCCAGUCCGAUGGGAGUAUCAAUACCAGCUAUAAAGCAGUUCGUAUCAGCAUGUACUCUAUCUAUUUUAGAAGAUGGUUAGAAUUGUUUUCUAGGAAUCAGAUUCACGUAGUGGAUGGCGACCUCCUCAUUAAAGAUCCUUAUCUCGAAAUGAGGAAGAUAGAAGAAUUUUUAGGUAUAAAUCAUAGAAUAACCAGGGAUCAUUUUGUUUUUAAUAAAACAAAAGGUUUUUAUUGUGUCAGAAAUGAAACUGCUGAUAAAUGUUUAAACGACAGCAAAGGAAGAAAGCAUCCUGAAAUUUCUAAUGAGAUCAUUCAUAAGUUAAGACGAUUUUAUGCUCCUUAUAAUCACGACUUUUAUAGAACUUCUGGUACGCAAUUUAAUUGGCCUGAAAAGUGAUUGUAAGCUCUUUAAUUUUACAAAUUCCCUCACGAAAGAUUUUAAAAUGUUAUUUUACAGUGCAAUAUGAUCAUUUCGCUCCUAAAAUCCAAGCAAUUUAAUUUCAAUUGCAUAACUACAUCUAAAUUUAUAUAAUCGAUCCUAAAUUAACAUGAUUUUGGUAAAAAAAAAAAUUCAAUGGAUUUACAAUAAUUCCAUGAGUGGUGUCCAUUAGGGUGAGAUAUACAAUGAUUUUAGUCGCGGUAUUUUAGCAUUUUCUAUUUAAGCAUUGUUUUGUUUUCUACAUAAUUGCGGAAUAUUUGCAUUGCUACUUAGAAAAUUCAUUAUAAACUAAAGUAUUGGACAUCUCGCCUGUCAGGACAUUACACUCAGAUUUCCUAUUUUUGCCAAACUUAACUAAGAAGUUCCGAAAAAAAAAAAAAAAUAAUAACAAUAAUAAAUUAAAGAGGCGACGAAUAGUCUAACAUUAGAAUAAUAUGUAAUCUAGCAGCUUAUGUUGUGUUAAUAUUUGUCUUUAUAAGAUUUUAUGUAUAUUUUUAGAUGUUUCUUCCAUAUUGGAAAGAUUAUAAUAAUGUACAGUAUAAGCAGUUUGUUUCACACUGCAAUAGAUUAUAUUACGCUGCUGGUUUGUGUUAAAAUUUACAGAGGAAAAAAAAAAAAAAAAAAAA
Centruroides sculpturatus (bark scorpion) is the source of this 2022-nucleotide messenger RNA. Its product is annotated as heparan sulfate glucosamine 3-O-sulfotransferase 5-like. The transcript is spliced from 3 exons. Gene Ontology annotation, molecular function: [heparan sulfate]-glucosamine 3-sulfotransferase activity. Lineage: Eukaryota; Metazoa; Arthropoda; Arachnida; Scorpiones; Buthidae. Bases 284 to 1354 code for a protein of 356 amino acids. The record is from RefSeq and is a predicted model, not a curated record.